AUGACAACAAAGAGUUUCUGUCUGGUCGCUGCCACGGCCGCUCUGUCGGGCGUCUCAGCUCUCCAGAUCCCACUCAACCUCCAAGUCCCCAAGCUCUCAUGGAGUCCUUUUAGUGACGAUCUGCCUCUGGUGGACACGAAGGAGCUGCAGAAGAGCAUCAAGCCUGAGAACCUCGAGGCGCGAGCAAAGGAUCUGUACGAGAUUGCCAAGAAUGGCGAGGAGGAGUACGGUCAUCCUACUCGCGUCAUCGGUAGCGAAGGCCAUCUCGGAACGCUGUCGUACAUUCACGCUGAAUUGGCCAAGCUGGGCGGCUACUACACCGUCUCGAACCAGCAAUUCCCUGCCGUUUCGGGUAACGUCUUUGAGUCGCGACUCGUUAUCGGCAGUGAUGUCCCCAAGGAGGCUGCGCCCAUGGGUCUGACACCCCCUACAAAGAACAAGGAGCCUGUUUACGGAAAGCUCGUUCUCGUCGAUAACGAAGGAUGCAACGAGUCCGAUUAUCCCGAGGCUGUCAAGGGAAACAUUGCUCUCGUCCUUCGUGGAACAUGCCCCUUUGGAACAAAGUCCGGCAACGCUGGCAAGGCGGGUGCUGUCGCGGCCGUUGUGUACAACUACGAAAAGGGCGACGUUCACGGAACUCUGGGAACUCCUUCUCCUGACCACAUCGCUACUUUUGGUCUUGGUGGUGAUGAGGGUAAGGCUGUUGUCAAGAAGAUCAAGGAUGGCGAGGAGGUUGAUGCUAUUGCAUACAUCGAUGCCGAGGUCAAGACUAUCUCUACUACCAACAUCAUCGCCCAGACCCGCGGCGGUGAUCCCGAGAACUGUGUUAUGCUCGGUGGUCACAGCGACAGUGUUGCCGAGGGCCCUGGUAUCAACGAUGACGGCUCUGGCAGUAUCUCCGUGCUCGAGGUUGCUGUCCAGCUGACCAAGUACCGCGUCAACAACUGUGUGCGCUUCGCCUGGUGGGCCGCCGAAGAGGAAGGACUCCUCGGAUCUGACCACUACGUCUCUGUCCUUUCCGACGAGGAGAACCAGAAGAUUCGUCUCUUCAUGGACUACGACAUGAUGGCCAGUCCCAACUUUGCCUACCAGAUCUACAACGCCACCAACGCUGCCAACCCCAAGGGAUCCGAGGAGCUGCGCAACCUGUACGUUGACUGGUACGAGGAGCAGGGUCUCAACUACACCUUUAUCCCCUUUGACGGUCGCAGCGACUAUGACGGUUUCAUCCGUGGCGGUAUCCCUGCUGGUGGUAUCGCUACCGGUGCCGAGGGUGUCAAGACUGAAGAAGAGGUUGCCAUGUUUGGCGGAGAGGCUGGUGUUUGGUACGACAAGAACUACCACCAGAUCGGUGACGAUCUGACAAACGUCAACUACACUGCUUGGGAGGUUAACACCAAGCUCAUCGCCCACUCUGUCGCUACCUACGCCAAGUCUUUCAAGGGAUUCCCUGAGCGAUCUUCCGAGGCUGUUGUCCAGAGCGAGACAUACUCUGACAAGACCAAGUACCACGGCAGCAAGCUCUUCCUGUAA
Messenger RNA from Fusarium pseudograminearum CS3096, 1533 nucleotides. RefSeq lists its product as uncharacterized. Gene Ontology annotation, molecular function: metalloexopeptidase activity; aminopeptidase activity. The transcript has 3 exons. Bases 1 to 1533 code for a protein of 510 amino acids. Gene Ontology annotation, biological process: proteolysis. The record is from RefSeq and is a predicted model, not a curated record. Lineage: Eukaryota; Fungi; Ascomycota; Sordariomycetes; Hypocreales; Nectriaceae.